CUUUUUCACAAAGUUGCACUUCAGUAAAAUAAAAAUGCAGCAAGCUUUAAGAACAGCAGCGUCUUGCCUUGUUAAGCAAGAACUUCCGGAACUUCCCUACGCUUACAACGCAUUGGAACCGGUGAUUUCUUGCGCCAUAAUGGAACUUCACCACACGAAGCACCACAAAACUUACGUGGACAACUUCAACAUCUUCCAAGAAAGAUUACAGAAAUCCAUAGAAGACCACGAUCCGACAAGCAUAAUCCAAAACUUUAAGGCUUUGCAGUUCAAUGGCGGCGGUCACAUAAACCAUACGAUAUUUUGGAGGAAUCUGACUCCGGAUCAAACGCAACCAAGUCCAGAGUUAUGCAAGGCGAUUGAUGCAAACUUCGGUGGUAUGGAUGAAAUGAAAUCUAUACUAUCGGCUGCUGCAGUAGGCUUACAAGGUUCAGGAUGGGCCUGGUUGGGUUACGAUCAAGUGGCACAAAGAAUGGUGGUCAAAACUACGAACAAUCAAGAUCCCUUGGAGGCGACGACUGGGUUAAAACCAUUACUCGGUAUCGACGUAUGGGAACAUGCGUAUUACUUACAGUACCAAAACGUAAGGCCCGCAUAUGUGAAGGCGAUUUUCGACGUGGUGAAUUGGAACGAUGUAUCGAAAAAUUUUGCCAAAGCUUCGUGCUAAAGCAUUGGAAAGUUUGUUGUACCAUUUUGUGCCAUCUUUACUUUCGUGCAAGUUUAAUAAAUAUUACACGAGACAUUUACUCAGCUGGGUUUUAUAGUGAUGGCAUUUCGUGAUGAUAUAUUAUUGAUUUUAUAUAAAUAAAU
Brassicogethes aeneus is the source of this 810-nucleotide messenger RNA. The record is from the annotation of a GenBank genome assembly. Lineage: Eukaryota; Metazoa; Arthropoda; Insecta; Coleoptera; Nitidulidae.